Molecule: messenger RNA, 1615 nt
Organism: Xylaria bambusicola
Lineage: Eukaryota; Fungi; Ascomycota; Sordariomycetes; Xylariales; Xylariaceae
Product: S-adenosyl-L-methionine-dependent methyltransferase
Exons: 5
Coding region: 166-1386 (406 amino acids)
Molecular function (GO): O-methyltransferase activity
Source: RefSeq, a predicted model, not a curated record
UUGGAAAACGAGACAUCCCUGAAGAUCUUGGGAGGUCGGGGGUCGGCGUAGCUGUCAGCGUAGAUACGGCCCAGCUAUAUAAUCGCAAGUGGUAUUCGGGAAUUGAAGAGAUCAUGAUCAUCUAUAGCCAAUUCGGAGACCGUCGUUGUGCCCUUAUCAUAAAUUAUGGUCGAAUCCGUAGAUGAACUAGACGGCCGCCGCGGACAGUCUGGGCGGAAUGAAAUGGAUGUUGCAAAACUCAUUAGUCGAAUCGAUGUGAGUACCUUUGCGAACGAGGAACAACGAGCCGAGGCUGUAGCUGCUGCCCAAGCGCUUGUGUCAAGGCUCGAGACUCCAUGGGAGUUCAUCAUGCGAACCUGCAUGGGACAGCCGGCUCUGGGUGCUGCCCUGAAAAUUGGUAAUGACCUGGAUCUCUUUCAAAAAUGGCAAGAUGAGGGGCAUUUGGAGAUGACUUUUCAAGAGCUGACUGUGAUGAUACCAUCUUGCGAACCUGAUCUACUCUAUCGGAUUCUUGGUCAUCUAGCCGCAAAUCAUGUGUUACAAGAAACCUCGAUCGCAGUUUUCAAGCCAACACCCCUCAGCAUCGCCUUUGCUAGCCCGGUCUACAAUGAAUGGAUGAAUCACUUCUAUGACGCCCUUAUCCCCGUAUUCUCCAAGCUGCCUAUAUACCUAGCUCAGCACGAUUACAAGGCCCCAUCGGACCCUACAAAUGGCGUCUUUCAAUUUGCAAAGGAGUUCAAAGGCGACUUAUUCCACUACUAUCGCGAGCAUCCCGUGAAGGGUGCUUCCUUUGACCUUGUGAUGAGCAGUGUGAUGGCGCAUCAGGCAAGCUGGGUCGACAUCUUUCCACCCGAAAUUCUGUUUGAGACAGAUAUCGGUGGAGAUACGCCUCUAGUUGUGGAUGUGGGCGGAAAUAUUGGCCACGACAUCGAGAAGUUCCGCGAAAAGCAUCCCGAUACAGCCGCUAGGCUCUACCUAGAGGAUUUACCACACGUCCUUGAGCGAGCCAAGUGCAACAAGACCGUCAAUAGAGUCGCGUAUGACUUCUUCACACCGCAACCUAUAACAGGAGCUCGUGCAUAUUAUAUUCACAGUGUGCUGCAUGAUUGGUCUGACGAUUUCGCCCGGAAAAUCUUGGUUAUGCAAAGGGACGCUCUGGCAAUGGGGUAUAGCACGCUUUUGAUUCAUGAUCACAUCAUGGCAGAUCAGCUAGCCCACCCCCAAACUACUGCUUUCGAUCUCACUAUGAUGGGCAUAGUGGCAGGCAAAGAGCGAAAAGCGGAAGACUUCCGAAAGCUCAUCGAGUCUGCCGGCUAUAACAUCAUUAAGAUAUGGACUUCACCACAGGCGAUCCAGAGCAUCAUACAGGCGGAACGGGCAAUGUGAUCCUCGUCUGGAAACCGUAUCGCUUUUAGGUAAAGAGGGGACACACUGUCAGGAUUGGGUAUCCUCGAAGUGAAGCUGGGCCGUAAGUAGGUGGCACCUGGAUAGUAGAUAGGUCGAAUGUGUAGGUAAGGGCUUGAUUUUAUUGACCCCUGGCCUUCUUGAUACCGAAGGGGACCUCCCGCUUCCUUAUAUACUUGACUAUUGAACUAUCUUCACUCCUUCGGGGUAA